UCUCUGUCAUAGUUUGGCAUGUUUGGUGGAGUUGAGAUUAAAGUGGGAUACAAUCCCAUUAAUGAACGCAACACUUUCACCUGUGGGGACAGACUCUCAGGGGAAGUUGAAUUAGCAUCAGCCACAAAAUGUACAGUUCAGUCGCUUAUUGUCAAGCUGAAAGGCAAAGGAGUAGUGGGAUGGUAUAAUGGAGACGAUACUGCCCUUGCCGGGGAAGAGUACUUCAGUAUCAAGCAAGAGAUUAUUCAUGAAAGCAAAGGUAACAAUGUUAUCGACCAGGGAUGUCAUGUCUACCCGUUCACCUUUCAGAUACCUGCAGACAGGGACCUGCCGCCCUCCUUCAGAGGCUCCUAUGGAAAGAUCAAGUACAGUGUGGAGGCAGUCCUGAGUCGCUCCAUGAGAAUGGACAGUAAAGCUAAGACAGAAUUCACUCUCAUCCAGAAUGGGAACCUAAACAGUGACCCAAUAAUGAUGGCUCCACAGCAGCAGGCCAUUGAAAAGAAAGGCAUGGUUUUUACAUCUGGAUCAGUAGGAAUGCAUGUAAAUAUUGCAAGAACAGGCUUCUACCAAGGUGAAGACAUACAGGUCGUGGCUUCCAUCCAGAACAGAUCAUCUCGUGAAGUCAAACCAAAGUUCUGUUUAUAUCGGGAGUGUAGGUACUUUGCAGGUGAUGACUUCAAUUUUGAGAGAAAAAGCAUCCUGAAAGAGGUGGGUGAUCCCAUCCCACCUUCUGCAAGUCAGACUGUCACCAGGACCAUCACCAUCCCACCUGAUACAUCUGUGUCAAUCCUGAACUCUUAUGUCCUCAAAGUGGAGUACAAACUUCAGGUCUCCCUGGAUGUUAAGUAUGCAAUCGACCCUAAGCUCAUGUUCCCCAUAACCAUCCUUCCUGCUUUACCAGAGUCUGAUGAAGAGCAGCGGCCUGCUUAUCCUGCUUAUGGAUUUUUAGCGUUUGCAAACUCUGACAUGCCAGGAGAAAACAGCUUCCUACAUGUCCUGCGAUCCACAGGCCGUUCUACUCCACCUCCACCUUAUGGGACAUAUGACAUGUACCCCUCCUUGGCUAAUUUUGAUGGAAAAUCCUAGAAUAAAUCUCAGAGCUUGUAUUUUUUUAA
This is a messenger RNA of Cheilinus undulatus (humphead wrasse), 1115 nucleotides long. RefSeq names its product arrestin domain-containing protein 3-like. Gene Ontology annotation, cellular component: plasma membrane; cytoplasm. NCBI's taxonomy places the organism in Eukaryota, Metazoa, Chordata, Actinopteri, Labriformes, Labridae. The coding region runs from base 19 to 1086 and encodes 355 amino acids. The transcript has 6 exons. Gene Ontology annotation, biological process: protein transport. The record is from RefSeq and is a predicted model, not a curated record.